AUUCGAAUGCAGGUCUUUCAUAGACUCCGCUGUCAUUGGGCGGGUGGAAGAGGGCAUUCGAAUUUCGUGAUGGAGGGUUGCACUCCGCCCAAAUGCGGCUUGCAGGCGUUUUCGAUAAGUGCGCGCACGAGAUUCCCCAGCCUCCGGCGAGGCUGCGCGGAGUAGAGAUAUAGAUAGGAGGAAAUCUCCUGUCCUCGGACGUUACGGUAGUCAGAAAGACAAUUUUCAGCAUGUUGACUUACUUUCCAGGGCUAUUGAUCGCGGCAACUUGGGUUGCGAGUGUAGAAGCUCAGCAGCCAGGCCAGUGCUAUUAUCCUGGGCGAGCUUGGGCAAACGACUCGAGGCCUUGUGAUCCUUAUGCAAUCACGACUCAGUGCUGUCCGAUCGGCUGGACAUGUUUCUCGAAUUUUGCUUGUGUCGUUACGGAUCUGACCAUUGUGGGCUCAAGCUUCCCGCUGGGUACGACGAUUCGUGGCUCUUGCACAAAUCCUCUGUGGAAUGACGGAUUCUGUGGGGGAUUCUGUUUAGAUGAUCCAGCCACACCGUCCUCGGCGAAUAAUGGGUCAAUGGUAGAUUGUGGAGGUGGAAACUGGUGUUGCGCAUCUCAGGCAGCAGAUGGAUCGUGCGAUUGUUCGACUGGAAAUGGAACCUUUACGAUCCCACAAGGAGUCGCUCAAACAAUUAUCUCUGUGAGCAGUCUUCAGAGCACAAACACUGCCGUUGCUACUUCCACAACUGGCUCGGUGAAGACAACCUCGACGGAUAGCUCGACGUUGACGACGAAAACCUCCAGCGCUUCAAAGACCACAUCCUCAACCGGUACAUCGAAAACAGCAGCAACGGAAACUGCCCCAACUACCAGCCCAACGGCGAACAGUACUGCCCAUCACACUCCAGUGACUGACACGGUUAGGUUCAAGGCAAGCAUCAGCGUGGGUGCUGUCGCCGUCGCAGCGGUCCUCGGGUUUUUGGUCUACUGCCUCUGCUGCAGAGGGAGAUCCUAUGCGAGUCGCAGUGGAAAAUUCAGUGGAAGACCAGCUAGGGAUGCGAACCCUCGUCCAAGCAGCCCAGCAUAUACAGCAGUAACGGAACCGUAUGACUUCGGAGCUCCACCCUCAACUUAUACACCGUACAACGAGUCUUCGGCCUACAAUAACCCUAUCCCACCUAGGGAUCCGGCACCAUACUCGCCGUCGUCGCCUUCCCCCUUGCGUAAUCCGAAUCUGGAGGACCGACCAGUGACACCGGAAUACUCGUGUCUAAAUCAUGCUCCGUCUAUGGCCACGUUGCCAUAUGAAGGAACAUAGGCUAGAGAAUCUUGAGGCGCGCAUUUCUUUCAUCGAUACCCUAUCAUGUUUUUUAUUAUCAAAUUGGACCAUGUAAAUAAUGACAGAUGCGGGCAUGCCUAUUUUCUUGGUGUAAAUAAGGAGUCGGGAGAAAUAUCUGAAGCUUUGGGUCACAAAGCUAUCCAUAAUCAGGAUGAAACAUAAUUCUGCUUGGUACCGAAAAGGAUUUUUGGCAAUCUUUAAAAUGAGGUCGACAUAUUGUGGAGGUUUGGUUAAGAUUUGUUUAAGGUUGAAAAUAAUCACGAUAUGUGGAGAAACCACGUUAGUCUAGCGUGUCCCUUUCAAUAGUGG
Molecule: messenger RNA, 1637 nt
Organism: Mollisia scopiformis
Lineage: Eukaryota; Fungi; Ascomycota; Leotiomycetes; Helotiales; Mollisiaceae
Exons: 3
Coding region: 231-1307 (358 amino acids)
Source: RefSeq, a predicted model, not a curated record